Molecule: messenger RNA, 8238 nt
Organism: Mytilus trossulus (common blue mussel)
Lineage: Eukaryota; Metazoa; Mollusca; Bivalvia; Mytilida; Mytilidae
Exons: 5
Coding region: 67-3336 (1089 amino acids)
Source: RefSeq, a predicted model, not a curated record
UCGUUUUGACCAAUCACAAAAGCCGUUACAAAAUCAACUCGACAAUACAAGCGAUGCGUCCGGUCGAUGCAGGACGGUAAACAUUGCAUCCGAAAAUUAGUUUUUAAUGCAAAAUCAAUGACGCAUAUGUUGAAUUUAGAGGAACAAAUGACCGGGCUGAAGCGCAAGCCAUCGGACUUGCCCGGGGAUCAGCCACCACCAAAGUUACUUAAGCAAACAACCAGUACAACAAUAGAUACAGCUGUAGAGAAAGAGUCUGAUAUUGACAGCCUUCCUCCUCCUGUGUUGGAAAAGGCAGAUACGUAUGAUGAGGAUAGACCUAAGGCUGUGCCUUAUGGAAUCAAAGCAAAUGACAAUGGAUCAGACAGUUCAACACCACCCCCAGUCUUGCCAAGAUUUCCAACAUUGCAGCCCUCAAAACCAAUGUCAUCUGAGAAGUAUUUUGGGUUUGAUAUUCCUAGUGAUAGUGAUGAAGAAGAUGACACCAUAAGAAAAAUUGCUGAAUCAAUCAGUGUAGGAGAAGAUUCAGUAGACAGUAUAGCAUCUCUCAAACCUAAAAUGUCUUCUAUGGGAACAAAUACACCUUAUGAUGAUGAAAGGUCUAUUAGUAAAAGAGAUGUACAUGUAUCUUUAAAAAGAGUAGACACUUUAAAUAUAUCAGAUAGUAAUGGGUCAAAUGGGGAAGAAAAGAAAGCAAAACUGAUUAAAAAAGCCAUUAUCAAAAAAGUAUUUUCACCUAAAAAAAGUCUGCAGUCAAAGAAAAGUGUUACUGUUAAAAAGGAAAGAUCAGUUAUAUUAAAUUUACUAGAGUCACUUAGAACAGUCCAGAAAAUGCCUUCAGGUGCUAAGAUAGAAAAGAUAAUGAAAUUUGGUGAUCAUGAAGUUAUAGAUUUACCAUCAGAUAGAUCUCUUACUGUUUACGAAUUUGACGACGAAAAAUUUACAUCAAUCACCCCAAGUAAUCUUUUACCGAGACCUUCAGUGCAGGUAGUUUCAGACACUUUAAAAUCAGUAGAAGAUGAGGCACCUGCAGACAGCUCAGCUUUACCAAAACUUGAAUGUGUUUCUAGUGAAGAGUUUUCAACAGAUGAACUAUCAGAUGCAGAAAUGAACAAUUCAGCCCCAGUCCUUCAAAAAAUGUGUAUUACUUCUCCCACCAAAUCACCGAAAAAAUUUAUUCAUGGUGGAAUCAGGGAAAUUGUUUUUUCAUUUGACACAACUGGCUCUAUGUACAGUUAUAUGGAAGAAACAAAAGAAAAAUUGCGAGAAAUUAUUGAACGUUUAAAAAUAGAUAUUCCAGGUGUUCGUUUAGCAUUUGUAGCUCAUGGGGACUACUAUGAUUUAAAGAAUGAUAGGUAUUUAAUUAAAUGGCUUGAUUUUGGUGCAACUAUAGAUGAAAUAUGUAAUUUCUUUGAAUAUUUACCAAUUACUCAUGGUGGGGAUGCAGAUGAAUGUUAUGAAUUAGUUUUAAGGAAAGUACGGGAAUCAUUAUCAUGGACGACAGGAAGUCAGAGGUGCUUAGUAAUGAUUGGAGACUCUGAUCCUCAUGAACCAGGUUAUGAGUUUGAAGACUUCAAGAACGAUAUUGAUUGGAAAGAAGAGACGAAAAAAUUAAAUGAAAUGGGAGUAAGAAUUUAUGGAAUGCAGGUUGGUUACAGAUCUGAUUUCUACAGACAGAUAUCGCAGACCACAGGUGGCGCUCAUCUACGUUUGGAAUCGGCUAAUCUGACUCCUGAUAUGUUUAUGUCUGUCUGCUUACGAGAAGGCAAUCUUAAACUUCUAAAGACUUAUGAAGCAGAAGUAAUGAAAAGACCAGAAUACAAAACUGGCUUAGAUUUAGAAUUAGCAAGACUGUUCAGUUCAUUAAAAAAUGUAGCAGAUAAUAUUGCUAUGAAAUUCAAAAAGAAUAUAAUAGAAGGAAGUACAGAAAAUGGGAAGAAGGCAAUUAAGAGAGAAAAUACGUCGACAACAGAGUCACCUGGUACUAAAAUAGCCAAAAUGGCAAAGAAGGCUUUAGCUGAUGAUGGGAAAAUAAAGAAGAAAAUGAAAACAUUGUCACCUGAACGAAAGCAAUCCACCUCAGACAAAAUAGCAAAGAAUUUGAUUAAAAAGGCAAUUAAAGGAAAGACAACAAAAGAUAAGAAGAAAACAGCCUUAACAAAAGAGAAAAAGAAAAUUUUACUAAAAAGUACCCAAAAAACUGGUGUUAAAAGUAUUAAAGAGAAAAAGAAAACAGCUGCAAAAUUAACUAAGAAGCCUGCUGUAAAGAAAGAUAUGAAAAAGAAACCAACAAAACCAGGUCUUGCAGGGAAAAAGGCCAAAAUUGUAUUGGGUUCUAAAGUUCAAAAAACUAUUUCUAAAGGAAAACAGACUGCAACUAAAGUUAAAGCAAAGUCUGUUAUGAAAGCAAUAUUGAAAUCGAAGACAGUUAAAUCCUCAAAGAAAACACUUUCAAUUAGACCUAAUACUAAGUUAAAAAGUAAAAAUACAGCUGCAAAGAAGGUUAUUAAGAAUAAGACUAUAACCAAAGGUACUAUCAAGAAAGAUCCUAAAUCUAAAACAUUAAGUAAAGUGAAGUCUAAAGAAACUCCUACAAAGAAAACUGUCAAGACGAAAGUAAAAACUAUGGAAGUAAAGAAGAAAGUACCAAAGAAAUUAGCUGAAAAGAAAGCAACUAAAGGUUCUCCUGAGAAGAAAAAAGCUAAACCACAAGAGAAAAAAGCAACAGACAAAAAGAAAGAUGAAAAAGAGAAGAAGUCAGUAGCUAAGUCUAGCAAGAAGACAGAAGCAAAGAAAUCCAUUGACAAAACCAUCAAGGUUAAAAAACCAAAGAAUUUACAGCCAAGAGAAAUUGCCAGUAUAGCCAAGUUUGUGACUGGACCUUUAAGUUGUUCGUCCUGGGAACAGUGGACGCCGUUGAUUGCUCAUGAGAAACCCAGGAGUGGAAAUUGGUCAAAAGGAAAAGGUGGAUGUCCAGGAUAUUGUAAUUCAGACAUUGAUAAAGACAAAGACUCCGUGCUUGACAUGUACGAGUUUGCAGUAUCUCCGCCUGACAGUUCCAAAAAAUACCCAGUUUAUUUUUAUUCACAGAAUGAAAAUAUAUGGGAAUUUUGCAAAGACAAAUAUAUUCAGAAAGAACUUGAAAGAGUGAUCAAAUCCAAAGGGUCAGUCAGUGUUCGUAAAGGAACAGUAAAUAAGAAUGAUGAAACCUUGUUCCUUAAAACUGUAGAACAUGUUCGAAAUAUGUUUGAUUAUGCAUGGAACAGUAAUGCUUCAAAAGACACCGCUAGAAAAGAAGACUUGGUAAAAGAAGGAUUCAUUAUAGCUAAAGUGUGAUAAUGGAUUCAUAUCAUGAUGUCAUUACUAUUGUUCCAUGCAUAUUUGUAAUUCCAUAGUGUUUCCAAAUUUUAGUAUUUACCAGAGUUAUCUCCCUUUAGAUAUACAAAUUGUACAUAAUUGUAAUCAAUUGGUUUCUAGAAAAGUGAAAAUUUUGUAUUAUAAAACUUUUUGUUGCAAAGUUUUAAGGAUUUUUUUAAAGAAGAUUAUCUGAUAAAUUCCUAGCUUUUCUAUCAUUCUUCCACCUUUUUUGAAGUUCUUUGUCAUUUCAUGUGUGACCCAUGUUCCCUUUUUUAUACCUGAAGUUUUCUAAUUUUGAGAAAGCAUCCAUAUUUUAUUUGCCAAUUUUAGUAUUGACCUCAGAAGGUGACUGUUUAUUUUGUUUGAUUUAAGCUUUUUAAAAUAAAAAUAAAUGUACAGAAGAAACAUUUCAUACUUGAAUGUGGUUUAUAACUUAUAUUUAUUUUUUUUAGUUUUCCAAUAUAAAAAAAAAAUUAAUAACUUCAAAGUAACAAUCUUUGUUUCUCAUUGCCAUAUUUAGCAUGCAGCCUAUAUAGGAAUUGCACAAGUGCUACAUUAAUUGUUUUUAGCUCACCUGGCCCGAAGGGCCAAGUGAGCUUAUGCCAUCACUUGGCAUCCGUCGUCGUCGUCGUCGUCUGUCGUCAUAAACUAUUUUAAGAAUCUUCUCCUCUGAAACUACUAGGCCAAAUACUUCCAAACUUUAACUGAAUGUUCCUUAGGGUAUCUAGUUUAUAAAAUGUAUCCGAAGUUUUGAUCUAUCAACAAACAUGGUCGCCAUGGCUAAAAAUAGAACAUAGGGGUCAAGACUCAAAUGCAGUUUUUGGAUUAUAUCUCAAAAACGAAAGCAUUUAGAGCAAAUCUGACAUGAGGUAAAAAUGUUCAUUAGGUCAAGAUCUAUCAGCCCUGAAAUUUUCAGAUGAAUCAAACAACCCAUUGUUGGGUUGCUGCCACUUAAUUGGUAAUUUUCAGGAAAUUUUGCAGUAAACAGCAAAAAUGUUCAGCAAAGUAAGAUCUACAAAAAUGUUAACAUGACCAAUAUUGUCAAUUGACCCCUUAAGGAGUUAUUGCCCUUAAAGACAAAUUUUCUCUAUUUGUUCAUCAAACUUGCUUAAAUUAAAAAAUCUCCUCUGAAACAACUGGGCCAAAUACUCUCAAACUUUAAAUAAAUGUUCGUUGGGGUAUCUACUUUCUAAAUUGUAUCCGAAGUUUUGAUCCAUCAAAAAAAAGUAAGAUCUACAAAUAAUCAAUAUGAUCAACAUUUAAAUGGCAUUUUAAAGCAAAAAUAAUAAUUGUGAAAGGUUUAAGCAAAACGUUUUGGGUGAGCGAAUCAGGCUCUUGAGAGCCUCUUGUUUUUUUUAUGUGAUUGGGUGAAAGGAUUGGUGCUUUAUCUCCUACAGAGUGAAUGCAUUUUAUGAUACCAUAUACAUUUUUUAUAUGGUUGCUAAAAAUGUAUAAAAGAAAUCUUCCAUAGCAGGCUAUGUUUUUUUUAUUACUUUUUUUGAAAAUUUGAUAAACUUUUUUGAAAACUUGUACAAAAAAUAAAAAAGUAAAUGCAUACAUUAUCCCAUAAAAUAAAAUUUAUGUAGUAAAUAUUUGUGAAUAUGGUGUAACUACAUGUAUAUAUAUAGCUAUCCAUUUGUGAUGCCACUAUAGAAUGAAAAUCACAUAAUCACCAUUAACGAAUGCUGCCACCAUUCAAAAAUUAAAAGAAAACUGGAUACCAAGAUAUUUACUUCAUACAGAUAGUAUAUGACAAUCAUAUUUUGUCUAUAAAUAUGAUGUUCUGUAUUGAUACUUAUAAACAGUAAAUUUAUUUUGACUUAUUUUGCAUUCGCAGUAGGUGUAUUUUUCCGACAAAAAAAAUGAACUGAUGGAAUUCUAUUUACCUACAUUUAAAAAGAAAAUUUGAAUUAAUUUUAUAUAAAUGUAUUUGUAGUAUGUUUACCAACCCAACCUUCCACUGUAAACCAUUAAAAAUUCACGCGUUUGGGAUAAAAAGGGAUGAAAAAAACCUGACAACUAAAGAUACAACCAAGCAAACUACUUUAAUGUAUAUAAUUUGCAGCCUAAUAAGACAAUAUCUCUACCUUUCAGUUUCAGACAACAGAUUUCAUGAUCUAUUCAUUAGAAUUUUAAAUUUUAAAACACUACCUUAACUUCUGAGGUUUUGACUUAGCUUUAAGCCUUAUUUGUUUGUUGAAAUUUUUUGCAAAAGUUUCAAAAAAAGGCUUAGUUGUUUUGUUAUAUAUGGUGGCUCUGAGCAUGUGACAUUUAUUGAUAUGUGUAAUAUGCUUUUUAAUAUUUACAUCUAGAUAUAUUUUAUAUUUUGUUAUGGUCAAUGUUUUGGUCUCUGUCUAUUAAAAUGAAUUGCAAUGUUUUGGUCUCUGUCUAUUAAAAUGAAUUGCAAUGUUUUGGUCUCUGUCUAUUAAAAUGAAUUGCAAUCUUCUGUCAGAAAAUUUUACCAACCAUUUGUAUGACUUUUUUGUACAAAUUUUUGAAUGCUGUAUCAUAAUUUAUAGGUGAAGUUAUACCCUUUGAAAUUGUUUUAUAUGAUGAAAAAUUGAGAAACAAUUAAAUUGACCAUUUAUUCAUUGACCACUUUAAUAUAUUUAACAUGAUAAUUAUGUCAACUUGGUCACUCUGGUCAUUUCAUUAAUUUAAGAUAUAAUUAAAGUUUAUAUUUCAUUGUGAUAACAUAAAAUGAACAAAUAUGAAAUGUUUGUGUAUGGAAACAUUCAAUUGUGUGUAUGUGUGUUUUUUUAUUGGAUAUAUAAUGAAUUUGAAAUAUAUGAGAGUAGAUAUAACUCUGAUGUUUACCAUUUUUGUAUAAAGAAUAUCUAUUGAAUGUAAGAUUAAAGAAAUGUGUUCAUUAUAAUAUGUCUGAAAACCAGUCCAGAUUGUGUGAACGGCAAAAAAUGUUGAAGGAAAAUAUUUCAUUUUUUGCAGUGAUUGUAUUAUAUGACGUGUAAGGUUUUUUUUCUGUACAAAACAGUCAUAAUAGAUAAUUUAUAAUACCACUUUUGUACAACUUUUUGUAUGUGAAGUUGAAUAUUUCUAGAUUGUUGGACCAUCUAUCCUAUAGAGCUAGGUGAGAUUUUUCAUCACCUUGUAACUGUCAUCUGUGUUUGUUUACAAGUAACUUAUAUUUUGGUAAAGUUGUUUAGAAAAUUUAUAUCCAGGGGAUUGAUGAUAUGAAGGCCAUUGACAAAUGCUCAUCAUUUCUUGUAAAUUAGUCUGCAAAAGAUUGAAGCACUGUUGUCCUCUGAAACAUAUGAAAAAUAACAUUUUCAUUUUUCUCUUGAAUUUUGCUUUUUAAUAUAAGUUUCUGGUGGAUAGUAAUUUUAUUGGCAAUCUUUUUUUCUCUAGAAACUAUGUAAGGAAAGUCCAUACAAGGUUUGGAGACAGUCUUUGAUCUUGAUUUCUCAACUUUUGUAAAUCUUGUGUGGAACUACAAAGAAAAUUCAUCUGUAGAUGUCAGAUGUUACUAUCCUCCCAAAAAUAUUUCAAUAAUUGAAAAUAAAUUUUUGGAAUUUAUUACAGGGACAUGUAGUUUUAUUAUUUUUUUUUAUAGGGCAGAUAGAUUUAAAGGGGACAAAAGGCUCAGGCCCUGUUUAUAGAAUUGCAUAUAUGGUUGAAACUUAAACUCUUUUCUAGUCCCUUUUCAAAUGACUUGCUGCCCCUCCCCUGUUCAGCAUCCUAGGUUCACAAGUUGGUGAAGUUCUUUCCAUGACAAAACUAGGAUAGUUAUUCAUGCAAAGAGGGAAAGAUAGAGGGUUCAUUACUAUAUCCUUGUUGUUAAACUCAAUUUGUAUUUUAUAUUUUCAACAUGCAAUGUAAUUACAAGCAUUAAAUGCCUUUUGUAAAAUUGAUAGUGUUAAAAGAUUUGAUUGAAUGUAUAAAUCUUACAUAUAUCAGUUCACAGUCAACUUAGUUGAUGUAAACAACAAAAAAUAGUUCAUUUUUUAUAAGUUUACUUAGUUCUACUUAUCAUCCAUUGCAUAUCGCUGGUUUCAAGAUAUAAGCCAUAGAAAUUUUACGGGGGGAAUAUUCUCUCUUGACUUUUCAUAGCUUUAUCUUGACAAGUUAAAGCUCUCAAAAAUUGUUAAAAAGUUAAAAUUUUAUCAAACUUUAACAGAUAACUUAUUAUUGUACAUGUUAAAGAUUUACAAAAAAGAAAAACAGGGGUAACCGGGCAAUUUAUUGCAAGGCAUUCAAAUGGAUAAAACCAGAGGAUUCCAAAAAUCUAACAAAAAAUCCAAAACAAGCUUCCUAACAACAUUUAAAAAAAAAAAAUAUACAUGAAGUUCUGGAUGGGGUUUACAGAAAAGAUAAUAAUGAGACAAAAGUUGAAGAAAAAAUAAUAAGAGAAACGAAUAAAAGGCCAAAAAUAUUAAGAAUAGAAAAAAUGACAUAACAUCAAUGACUUCAAGAAUUAAGUACACCCCAUCCAAACCCUUAUGCAGUGAGCAGUGAAAGAAAAAUACAUGCAAUGAUCCCUAAAAUAUGUAUUUCAAUUAAAGAAAAGAUUGAAGUACAAGAGUAAAGAACAUAUUUCAAAAACCAAUGUUACCUUUGAUAUUUUUGUAGGAAACUUUUUAAGUGUAACACAAUUGUGUAAGUUAUAUUUUACAACCAGUAAUUCUGAGGAUUAAGUUAAAGUAAACCUUUGUUGAUUGGAUUGAUAUUUCCCCCUACACUGUUGACUUUUUAUUUGCUAAAAUGCUUGUUAUUUGAGUACUUGAAAAGUUUUUAGGUGUAUUUUAUAUGUUUGUGUUAUUUAUCUGCAUGUUUUAGAUGUGAAAUAAUUGCAAAAAAGAAUAUUUUUUAAUGAAAUAUAUAUGGUAUAAUAUUGAAGUAAAUUGAUUAUUUGUGAUUUAUAAA